Messenger RNA from Gymnogyps californianus (California condor), 4390 nucleotides. RefSeq names its product protein kinase C iota (gene PRKCI). The record is from RefSeq and is a predicted model, not a curated record. Gene Ontology annotation, biological process: protein phosphorylation. Bases 33 to 1838 code for a protein of 601 amino acids. The transcript has 18 exons. Lineage: Eukaryota; Metazoa; Chordata; Aves; Accipitriformes; Cathartidae. Gene Ontology annotation, molecular function: diacylglycerol-dependent serine/threonine kinase activity; protein binding; ATP binding.
GCCCCGGGCGGUGUCGCCCGCCGCGGUGGGGGAUGCCGACGCAGCGGGACAGCAGCGGCAACAGCACCAUGUCGGCUCCGGGCGGUGGAGGGGGCGGCCUCGGCGGGGACAGCGCCCACCAGGUCCGGGUGAAAGCCUACUACAAGGGGGACAUCAUGAUAACAUAUUUUGAACCUUCCAUCUCAUUUGAGGGACUGUGCAGUGAAGUUCGAGACAUGUGCUCCUUUGACAACGAACAGCUUUUCACCAUGAAAUGGAUUGAUGAAGAAGGAGAUCCAUGUACAGUUUCUUCUCAGCUGGAGUUAGAAGAAGCCUUUCGGUUGUAUGAACUAAACAAGGAUUCAGAGCUUCUAAUUCAUGUAUUUCCUUGUGUACCAGAACGGCCUGGCAUGCCUUGUCCAGGAGAAGACAAAUCCAUUUAUCGCCGAGGCGCCCGCCGGUGGCGAAAGCUCUAUUGUGCAAAUGGUCACACUUUCCAAGCCAAACGAUUUAACAGGAGAGCUCAUUGUGCCAUCUGCACUGACCGAAUAUGGGGCCUGGGUCGCCAGGGAUAUAAAUGCAUCAAUUGCAAACUCCUUGUUCACAAGAAGUGUCACAAACUUGUCAGUAUUGAAUGUGGCCGUCAUACACUACAACCAGAACCAAUAAUGCCUAUGGAUCCAUCAUCAGUGCAUCCAGAUAAUGUAGAAUCGGUGAUUCCGUACAAUCCCUCAAGUCAUGAGAGCUUGGACCAUGUUGGUGAAGAAAAAGAGGCAAUGAGCAUUAGAGAAAGUGGCAAAGCUUCCUCCAGUCUGGGUCUUCAGGAUUUUGAUUUGCUCCGAGUUAUAGGAAGAGGCAGUUAUGCUAAAGUACUGCUUGUUCGAUUGAAGAAAACGGAACGCAUUUAUGCAAUGAAAGUAGUGAAGAAAGAGCUCGUCAAUGAUGAUGAGGAUAUCGAUUGGGUUCAGACAGAGAAACACGUCUUUGAACAGGCUUCAAAUCAUCCCUUUCUUGUCGGACUACACUCUUGCUUCCAGACAGAAAGCAGGUUAUUCUUUGUUAUAGAGUAUGUAAAUGGAGGAGAUCUAAUGUUUCAUAUGCAGAGACAGAGAAAGCUGCCAGAGGAGCAUGCCAGGUUUUAUUCUGCUGAAAUCAGUCUAGCGUUGAACUAUUUACAUGAACGAGGAAUAAUCUACAGAGAUUUAAAACUAGAUAAUGUGCUACUAGAUUCUGAAGGGCAUAUUAAACUCACAGAUUAUGGCAUGUGCAAGGAGGGUUUGAGGCCCGGUGACACAACCAGCACGUUCUGUGGGACUCCAAACUAUAUUGCACCUGAAAUUCUCCGGGGAGAGGAUUAUGGCUUCAGUGUAGACUGGUGGGCACUUGGUGUACUUAUGUUUGAAAUGAUGGCGGGCCGGUCACCAUUUGACAUUGUUGGGAGUUCUGACAAUCCUGAUCAGAACACAGAAGAUUAUCUUUUCCAAGUAAUUUUGGAAAAACAGAUCCGAAUUCCCCGAUCCCUUUCUGUUAAAGCAGCAGGUGUUCUAAAGAGUUUCCUUAAUAAGGAUCCAAAGGAACGUUUAGGCUGCCAUCCUCAAACAGGAUUUGCAGAUAUCCAGGGACAUCCGUUCUUCCGCAAUGUUGAUUGGGAUCUGAUGGAGCAAAAGCAAGUGGUGCCUCCAUUUAAACCAAAUAUAUCUGGAGAAUUUGGUCUGGAUAACUUUGAUUCCCAAUUCACCAAUGAACCUGUGCAGCUCACUCCAGAUGAUGAUGAUAUUGUGAAGAAGAUUGACCAGUCUGAAUUUGAAGGCUUUGAAUAUAUAAAUCCUCUUUUGAUGUCAGCUGAGGAAUGCGUCUGAAUUCUCCAUUUCUGGACUGUGCCAAUUGUUACUCUGUUUGUUUCUGCAUGGAUAAAUAUCUCUUCAUUUGGAUGCACUUGCAUAAAAUGAGUAACUGAACAUCUUACACUUGCCACCUAGUGUGAAUUACUCACUAAUUUUCUUUUUCUAUUAAUUGUCGUCCAGGACAGUUGUUAUGCUUGAACCUUCAGCUGCCAGAUUUAAAAUGUUCAACUUUCCAAUGGUCUUGCCAAACUUGAAUUUUAAUAUAGAAGUUGGCCUCUGGGACUCCUGACUGAACAGUGGGGUCUGGCUGUAUAAUCUGCCAAUACAGCAUUCUGAUAAAGGAAAGUUUUUUCUUACUGCUUUAAGAAUACAAAUUGCAUUAGGCGAUGUAGUAAAAUAUUAUUAAAGGACUUCCAUUUUUUCCAGCAAGACAAGUAAGAACUUACGACUAGUAAGUAGUUCUAAAUCUCUUCUCUCUGAACAUCUGAUUUCCCUGUUCUCCUUAGACUUAGAAGUUAGAGCUGUGUUAUUGCCCUUCAGAUUGAAAUGACAGCAAGGAGAGCAGAUUUUUAAACUGAAUAGGUCAAGAAUGGCUGCUUUCACAGGGCAUAUUGAUCCUAUCCAAAAGGAGAUGAUUAACUCAAUAUUAGAAUCAAUAGACUUUGCUCCGAAAUUAUACACUAGGAAUUGUACACUGGUAUACAGAGAGUGCCUUUCUGAGCCUGUCCCUUUCAGUGAGGGUUGUGCGUGGUAUAAAGUGUCAGUUUAAAUAAAUGGAAUUCAAUUAAUACUUUAAAAAGUUGAAAUCUGUAGAGUGUAAUUUAGCAGUAGUGGGCAGCUAAUAUUGAUGGAUGUAGAACCUCAUGCUAUUAUUUAUUGCUUUUACACUUGCUGUCUUAACUGUAUCAGAACUGCAUACGUUACAGCUAUGGCCUAGAUAAGGGCAUUUGUUUCUUUUUUUUUUUUUUUUUUAAACUUAUUGCCAUACUGUUGGAAAUGCAUUCGACUGCCAGUGGAAAAAGCACAUCUAGGAAAAAAUAGGUGCUGUCCACAAUGAGUCCCUUAACUUCUCCACUUAUAGAUGGUGAUUUGUAAUCACAAUCAAACCUGAAAUGUUGGUAGUAGACUCAAAGUUAGUAGUAAAGCAAUUGGAAUAAAUUGAAAGAACGGUUCAAACUAGGACUUUUGGGAGGUGUGAUUCUUACAUUUCAUGUUAGUAAACAGUGUAAUAUACAGCACAGAUAAUUCUUAUUUUUAAUGUUUAAGGAAUAGUUUUGAAUGUCAUAGGCUGAAGAAAUGCCAAAUGUACCACUUUUUUUUUUAAUUAUUAUUUUGGGGAAAAGGGAUUAAGAGACAUUGAAGAAAAGAAUCUGUGUUAUAUAAAUAAGAGCUGUAAGGCAAGCUAAGCGUUACCGAAAGCAGAUCUAAGUAUCUGUAAGCACAAGUUAGCAGACCUUAUCUGAAGCUUUUAAUAAGACUUCUGCUUGGUCAGUGUCUCUCCUUGAAAAUCCUUGUAUGGCGACACUGUACAUUCAUAGCACAAAUCUCCCGGUGUCUGUUUUUUCACUUACAUGUUAGCUUCAAGGAGAGAGAUUGCACAGAUACACAGUAGUGUCAUGGUAUGGUAUUUAGUUCAUAUUUUUCUUUGCAGCGUGAAUAGGAAACUCGCAAGUAUUGGGCUGAGUUUUCAGAACUGGGAAGUGAUUGGAGGGGCCUCAGUUUCAGGGAAGCAUUGAACCUCCGCACUGUUAAAAAUCAGGUUCCCUUAAACUCAAGUUGUAUAUUUUCAAAUGUAAAAUGCCGGAGUAAACCUACUUUUAAAGAGCAGCUAAUAACUUCAGCACGUUUAGUGCAUGUCAAGUGAACUGCUUACAUGCAGUUUUAAAAUAGUGAUUGUUUAGCCUCUGACUUCUACACCCGCAUGACUAGUUUAGACAUCAGGACUUAAUUGAUAUUAAACUUGGGAGUUAUUUAAAGCAAACAAGAAAAGCCUUGUCUCUACAGUGGCUUAACUUCAUAUGGGGUAUUAAGUAAAAUGGCUUUAUGUAAGGAAGGGCAUUUCUGCUGUUCAUCACAGAAGACUAAUGGAGUAAAACACUGUCUUUUGUGCUUAAAGCAAAAGUUAAUUUUUUUAUAGAUAAUGCCACAGAAAAGAUACUCUUUCUAUUUACGUAUCUAACCAUUAAGAAUGUUGCUAAGUGACAAACAAAUGACUGUAAAUCCAUUUUUAAACUUUAAUUUUCUCCAAAGUGCCAUAACACUAACAGUUAUUUUUCAUUGUUAAGCAUAUAGCAACUGUCAUAAAUAUUCAGAAGGGACAUUGGGUGUAAACAGUCCAGUGCAGUAGGCUUUGUCUUUUGGAGAGAGUGUCUGCAUCAGAAGCAUGAUGUAUUUAUGUGGAGUAACCUCCUUUUUGUAUGCGAAUUGGAUUCUUAUGGGUGCUCUGCUAGUUAGUAUUGUCACUACUAUUUUCCUGUUUCAUAUGGAAUAUGGUCUUGAACGUUGUUGUGUAAUCAUUCCCUUUAUUUGUGCACACUUUUUACUUUAAAUAAAACAUUUAUAUUAGG